CCUAUCCCCCCUCCCCACACUUUGUCAGAGGCACUCUCUCACCUCUCUCCUGGUGUAAAGAGAAGUCAGACAAUGCAUCAGCCUGCAGUUCAUCUGGCAUCCUCUUCUACUUUCCUCCUGCCUCAGCUCCCCUCUUCUCUCUGCUACACUGCUGACUGAUACCUCUGAUAUCUCUUUUUUCCAUUACCCUUUCCUUUUCUACCUCCGUUUCACCCACACCUCAUCCUCAAGCCACCAUGGUGAACAGAUAACCGCCCAGCCGUCCUGACACCAUGGGUGCCUGCCUCUGCAAAAGUCACAAAGAGCUCCACCUUCCCAUGACAGCGGACCAGAUAGAGGAGGGUCAGACAUCCUCUGCCAAGGAUGGCCAGAAUCCAACCAACGGCAGUGUGGCAGAUAAAACCAGUGGCUAUAAUAUAGGCGAGCUGGCCACUUCAUCUUUGAUGGGUCUGGUGGCCACGGUAAAGGAGCAUAUUACCAAGCCGACGGCGAUGGCCCAGGGGCGAGUUGCUCACCUGAUUGAGUGGAAGGGUUGGGGCGGAGGGAGCCAGGCCAGGGGAGGUGGGGGCGGUUGGAGCGGUUCCUGGGGGGGGAUGGGGGCCGAGCUUCACGAGGACGAACAAUUCUACUCUCAUAUGACGGACGAGAUCAAGGAAGCUCGCUUCGCUGCAGGAGUGGCAGAGCAGUUUGCCCUGGCUGAGGCUUCUAUGCAUGUGUGGUCCAUGAACGACAGCUCAGAGCAGCCCUCCACCAGUUUACAAGCACAAAGCCAUUUCUUGUCCCAGUUCCUGCUGGACGGUGUUCCUCAGCACCUGUACAGCAUCAACGCCCAGACAUAUGGCAACAACAGUGUGGCCAACCUGAUCCUUCCGCCAAUGGUCGACUGCAUAUCCUCAACGUCCAACACCCAGCCGGACAGACAUCGGCCCAUCGAGGACAGAAGCACUGCAACUGCAGAGGCUGUUGUCCGACACGUAGACAGCAGCUCGCUGUCUGAAGAUGAUGUUUUUUAUAACUAGGCUCAACAGGAAAAGAAGCCAGCAAUGUUGAUGGCAAUUGCUGAAAUGAGCCCCACUGAGGGGACUUUACUCUCAGCCACCAGCAGUGAAUGUCGGUGAGAUAUUGCAAGAGGCAAUUCUUCAAAUGGCUCGUCUGAGAGGGUUUCAGCGCCUGCAUGGUCUUCAGAUACAAAGACUCUAAACUGUAUUUUCUCCCAUGUAGAAGAUUAUACUUUUGUGAAUGUACAGAGUUUCACUAUUACAUUUUCAUUUUGUAAUCAGUGUACAAUGAACACUUUAAUAUUAUAGGUAGACUUGAACUGU
Messenger RNA from Etheostoma cragini (Arkansas darter), 1322 nucleotides. It is a transcript of the gene fam131c, whose product is annotated as family with sequence similarity 131 member C. The transcript is spliced from 6 exons. NCBI's taxonomy places the organism in Eukaryota, Metazoa, Chordata, Actinopteri, Perciformes, Percidae. The record is from RefSeq and is a predicted model, not a curated record. The coding region runs from base 273 to 1019 and encodes 248 amino acids.